This is a messenger RNA of Etheostoma spectabile (orangethroat darter), 2893 nucleotides long. It is a transcript of the gene cep72, whose product is annotated as centrosomal protein 72. Lineage: Eukaryota; Metazoa; Chordata; Actinopteri; Perciformes; Percidae. The transcript has 14 exons. The coding region runs from base 322 to 2043 and encodes 573 amino acids. Gene Ontology annotation, molecular function: protein binding. The record is from RefSeq and is a predicted model, not a curated record.
CGGAUUAAUUGGAUUCUGAGUUUAAUUUAUGUUCUUUAAAUCACAGUAUUGUUUCAUUCUGUUUUAUCAAUCUCUAAAGCGGUUUUACUUGCUUUGAAUGAGGCGGUGCUCUACAUAUACAUUUGUACUUGAAAUACAUUUAGCCUAUGUAACGUUAAGUUACUGAUAAAAAACACAAAACUUGUAUUAUAUAGCAAGCAAGACCGCGUUCAGGUUAUGUGUAUUAAAUGCAAUGUUAAAUACUAGGAGUAGUCAAUGAAAAGACAUUGGCGUUUUUGAUUUCUUGCGACAGUACCCGAAGGCAGCAAAAGUUCAAAAAGUAUGGCGGCGGAGUGUUUGACAACCAUAACAGAGCAAUGGAUACGGGAGAGAUUAAAAUUAAAACAUCCCUGUCUGGGUAAUAGUGAUGUCCGCUCACUGAGCCUCCCGGGGACAUAUGAAGAGAAGAUCAGACAUCUGGGAAACGCACUUAAUAACUUUGUCCGUCUGAAGUCUUUGGACCUUUCCUGCAAUGCGCUCGUCCUUGUUGAGGGAGUUCAACAUUUGAAAGUGCUGGAAAGGCUCAUCUUGUACUAUAACUGCAUACCUUCCCUUGAAGAAGUGAAAGUGUUGUACAAGCUGCCAGUUUUGAGAGAGCUGGACCUCAGGCUCAACCCUCUGACCAAAAGUUACCCACAAUACCGCCCUUGCCUUGUGCAUGCCAUGCCCAACCUACGCAAACUAGAUGGCUGUUCAGUCAGAGACACCGAGCGCAAAGCUGCCAUAAUGCAGUUCUCCUCUGACAGCCUACUUCAGCAGAAGAGCUCAUCUCUGAAUCUAAUUGCUGACCAAAGAAGCAGUGAUCAGAGACUGGCUUUAGUUGACAACUUUACCAAGAGUCUCUCUCUCCUGACUGACACUGAGGAUAUUGUGUUGAAUUUUGUUGUGACGAAUCACGGAGGCCAAGGUGAAACUCAGUCCCACUCAGUUCACAAGGAGGCAGAAGAACCUAAAGAGGACGAAUCAAAAGAUUUUACAGAACAGAGAAGUUCUACUCCAAAACAGGAAAUGGCUAAAUCCAUCCUGAGGUACCCCCCUACCAAAUAUGAUAACACAGUGUCCAAAGUGCCUCACAUGAAAGAACCAUCUCAUAAAAGAAGCUCUAGCUCAUUAAAAGUGACUGAAAGACCAAAGGUGUCCUUUGGCCCCUAUGUAGAGAAAUGCACAGCUGUGCCUGGAAAACAAAAGCAAAAUGACUUACCCAAACAAAUCAGAUAUGCAGCCAAGGGACAUUAUACCCCUAAUCCUGAUCAAAGUGUUUGUCAUAAUUCCUCAUUGGCUAAUAUCCGGCCUCUCAGUCCACGUCGUCCUGGUUUGAAUUUGUCUGACCCUUCCAACCCCCUCUUCCAUCCUCCGAGACUAACCUACUCUAGCUUCAACAAGACAGAAGGGGGAUCCAGCCUGCUGCAGCAGGGGGAAAAGAAAAAAAGGGGUAGUUAUAGGAAACCCCUGGAGAUGCUCCUCAACCUUGUGGACAAACACUGGAUGGGAGAGAGAUCACUGCAUCAUAACAACAACUUCCUGUCUCAGGCAGUCCAGAUCCUUUCUAUGAUGGAAAACGAUAUUUCCAGUAGGGAGACAGAGCUCAGGACCUUAAGACGGGAAGCUGAUGCACUGAGCUUUCAAGCAGCUGCACAGGAGGAAGAGCACAAAACUGAAGUCCGUAACCUCUCCUCUCAGCUGGAGGAAGCUUGCAGUGCAGUUGGCAAAUUAAAUGAGCAGCUGAGGAUUGUCUUGGAGGAAAAUGUUGCUCUACAAAAACAGCUGAUAAAGUUAGAGCGACAGUAUCUCAAGACUAUGUUGAAAAGUUCACCUAUUACUCAGAUUAAAGAGGCUCAGACAGAAGUGGAAGAGCUGAGGAAAGAGAUUGAGGGGUUGAGGGAGAAAGUGCUGGAGGCUGAGAAAGUCAAGGAUUUGUCAAAUAUGCUGCAAGAAAGCCACAGGUCCCUGGUGGCUACCAAUGAGUGUUUGUUGGCUGAGCUGAAAGGAAGUGGGGAACUUUAAAGUAAAGUAAACUUUAAGUAAUUUGAAUGAUGUACACAUGGGAUAAAAAUAUCAAAGCAAGACUACGGAGCGUGAUAUUGGCGUUGCAUUUGCUGCAAGAGGUCCAGCAGCUAUAUACUGUUUUUAAUUAUUUUUACUUUGUCACUGCAGUGUACAUUUAUUUUCUGUAUGUUUUAAGUUCCUAGCCGUUUUGGGAAAAAAGGGCUUUUUUUUUUUUUAAACAAUCUGUAUAGGCUCCAUUUGCUUGAUGUAAACAAUAAUGGAGAAAAGCAAUUCAUUCAAGGACGCUUGUGUAUAAGUGUGUGACAAGGCUGUUAUGUUAAAGGAUAUUAAGGGAGGGGGUGGGGGGAUGUUAGUGAGAAGGUCAUAAUGUAUUUCCUGGAUCAGUGGCAAGAUUGUGUCUCUCUUAGCUGCUUUCCCUCAUUUUUUUUAGGUCACUUAUGUCUCCAUCUGCUUUGUACGCUGCAGUGGAAUGAAUGCAUCUAGAUUCCAGCUGCACUGUGACUUUAUUUAUACCUCUGCCUUCGGGCUGGAGAGCUACACAAACACGCACAUGCACUUUCCUCUCACAAACACUAAUGCAAGACUUGGCAAAGAUGUAGAUGCUACUACAUAAACUGACUGUAGCUUUUGUUUUUAUGUGAAUGUUACUGGGCUGUGGUAGGGAGUUUCACAGUCAUAAUAAUUUUAAAACGUCGUGUUUUGACUGACACCCUAUACUCACAAGAAGUUCUGGGGUGGGUUUUUAUUUUUCAGUAAUGCACUACAAAUCAUGAACACACAUUAAGAGUUCUAAAGAACUAAAACACACUGCAUGCACCAGGGCACAAUAGUACAUUAAUAGUUAUUU